This is a messenger RNA of Coregonus clupeaformis (lake whitefish), 1112 nucleotides long. RefSeq lists its product as uncharacterized. Gene Ontology annotation, molecular function: calcium ion binding. The coding region runs from base 62 to 793 and encodes 243 amino acids. Lineage: Eukaryota; Metazoa; Chordata; Actinopteri; Salmoniformes; Salmonidae. The transcript has 7 exons. The record is from RefSeq and is a predicted model, not a curated record.
GUCAAAGGUGGAAAGCCAUGACCAGUGUGAGCUUGUGGACUGUCACAGGGGCACUGUGAAGAUGGCCAUUACAAGCUCCACCUCUGAUGACAAGCAGAAACACACCACAGCUCAGGUAAAUUCAAAACAAAAUAAAUCUGCACGCUGGUAUGCUCCCCAAAGUGCUCUGUUUUAUUUACACAGACAACAUUUCCAUUCUAAUUACCUGGGUUUUUGCCACCUUGUCACCCCCAUUUUGUUCACAGUUUUUAAUCUGUCUUGCCCUCCUAAGACAUUUUCAAGUGAAAGUAGGUUCAUGUUGGUUUUAAUAUCAAAUGUGGACUUAAGUCUGCCUGAGGUGCUCUAUAUGCUCCCUCAGCAGAGUAUGGCAGGGGAGACGGAGCGUUCAGGGAAAAGCAGUGACCUCGGGGAGGAGGACAUGCCGGCUCAGGGGGGAGUGGAGAAUCAGAUCAACGAACAGCACCUUCGCCGCAUCGAACGCAUGUUCAGAGAUGCUGAUACGGAUGGAGGAGGGGGGUUGGAUAUGGAUCAGUUCCGGGAUGCGAUGAAGAAGAUCAUGGAUGAUGAGGAUGUGGACAUUAUCUUUAUGAAGGUGGACACCAACUGUGAUGGCAGAAUGGACUGGGUUGAAUAUCUGAACUACAUGCUUUUAGAGUACAGAGAGAAAGACUCUCUGCAGCAGCAAAACAGGCCACUCUACUUUCCCAAACCACUCAAGAUUGUGCCUGUUGCACACUGUGAGGCCAUUGUCCGGCUCCAGUUCUACCAUUCCAGCCCCCAGCCGGGGAGAUAAGGACAGACUCUGGGGAGCAUGGCGGGGCCUCAGGGGGUUCUAAGGGCCGCGCCCACAGUGGACGCUACCUGUCAAUCAGCCGUGAUGGCGUUCUCAACUACUGGAGCGAGAGGUUCAAGCUGCUGCGCACUGUCAAUAUAAGUCAGAUGCAGCACACAGUGGCCCAGCCCAUCUGGGUGACAGACAUGGUCUGCCUGAGUAACAUCAACCAGCUCUCCAUCUCCUCCACAGGGCGAGACGUAGAAUUCUAUGACAUCAGUGCCAGUAAGUGUGACAUAGUGUUCUCCCUGUCGGAGCUGGAGGCCAAUGUGGAGGUGAU